Messenger RNA from Varroa destructor (honeybee mite), 9813 nucleotides. It is a transcript of the gene RhoGEF2, whose product is annotated as Rho guanine nucleotide exchange factor 2. Gene Ontology annotation, biological process: G protein-coupled receptor signaling pathway. The record is from RefSeq and is a predicted model, not a curated record. Gene Ontology annotation, cellular component: cytoplasm. Lineage: Eukaryota; Metazoa; Arthropoda; Arachnida; Mesostigmata; Varroidae. Gene Ontology annotation, molecular function: G protein-coupled receptor binding; guanyl-nucleotide exchange factor activity.
ACAGACAGACAGACAGACAGACACGCACGCACGCACGCAUAGAAGAACAAGAAAAAAACAGGCUAGAGAAAGAGAAGAGCAAGUGACCCGGCGCUAUCGGCCCGUGUGCCGCCGUGUAUAUUACAGAGCAACAAAACAGCAGCAGCUGCGGUGAGCCGCUGUGCGUUGAGUGUCUCCGUUCGCCCGUAUGUUGUGCUGCUGCGUCUGCUGCUGCUGUGCCGGGUGCUGUGCUGCUGUUUAUGCUGUUGUAGUGGUUGCUUCUGCUGCGGCCGCUGAUGCUGCUGCUGCUGCUGCUGUGAGUGAGCUGCUAGUUGAGCAGAGGCAGGGAAGCAAACUAGCUGCCACUGUUACGACGACGACUAGUGCUACUCCAGGCAGGCAGCAGGCAAGAAUUGUUCAUGUGGUCGACUAGGUGGAUGGGUCGGUCGGUUGAUCGGUCCGGUGAUGAUCGGGCUGCUUGUGUAAAGUGUACAGUAUGAAAUUGUAGUAAUUAUGUAGUGUGGUUUGUUGCUGACGACGACGGAAUACCGUCCAAAUUUUAAUGAGUUUUUAGCCAACUGAGGAAAAGUGAGGAAAGUUCAGUGUUUAUUAUUGAGUUCACCAGCAUCACCGCUACAAUCGUCGUUACCAUCGCUGCUCUUGCAGCGGCUGCUGCUACUGCUGGUCUUGGUGCCUACAUGAAUGACUACUGCGAUAGCUAUUAAGAUUGAGACUUAGUAGUGUGUCAACUAGUUCGCUGAGGGCAUGUGUAUCCGUGUGCCUGUGAGUUCCGCUAGUAGCCCGUUGAUGGUACUCGACUGAUGGGCUUAUUGUUGUUGUUGUUGUUGUUGUUGUUGUUGUUAUUGUUGUUGUUACGCUGGUGUGCUUAAAACUAGUUGAACUGUGACUGUGUCAGCAAGCUCUAGCCCCAGCCAAUCGGAGGGCUUGAAGAAGCACCCGACAAAAAUCAUCGUGUCUCAUUCUACCCUGUGUCCACCACUGCUCCGUCCUCCGCCUUUGGCGACUGGGCGGUAGCGAGCGAUGCCCGAAAGGCGGCCACAGAUUCUCGUCGCCACCGCCACCGCCACCGCCACCGCCCCAACGACUCUGUGCCCCUCGACAACAACUAAACCCGUGCUACUCCCGUUGCUGUUGUCGUUGUUAUUGUCAGCGUCGUUGACGUUUUUGUGGCCGCCGCUGUACUUGAGUAUUGUCACUGUCGUAGCCAUAGCCGUCACGCUCACGGACAUUACGAUUACUAUUAGUGCCAUUAUUAGCACGUCGUUAUUCGACCAACGGAAACAGGAAACAACUACCAUCCUUGUUCAAAAUCUGAAUCGUCGCCAGCAGCAGCAGAUUCAACAACAGCAGCGGUUCGAAACAACAGUUCCCAAUACCGAUCAUACCGUUCACAGCUGCUACUGCGGUCGCUGGGGUAGGUAUUGUUGUUGUAGUUGUCGCUGCUCCUCCUACCUUCAUAGUAGUUCUAGGCAACCCCAAUUGCCCCCGUAGCUGAUUGGCCUUGCCGUGCCCUUGUGCUUAUCAUGGAAAGACUACGGUUAGGCUCGUUUAGCAAGGGUGACCACCUGGCUCGUCGUAGCAUGUCCCAUGUUAUGACGGCGCCGACGGUAGCUGAGAUGCCCGCCGAGGCACCGCAGGCCCAAGCGUCUCGGUGUGUCAUCGUGCAACGCGAUGAACGAGGCUACGGGCUCACGGUGUCUGGGGAUAACCCUGUUUUCGUACAGGACGUCAGACCGGGCGGUGCUGCUGCCCGUGCCGGGGUCCAGGAGGGUGACCAAAUCCAAAAAGUCAACGGGACUUUAGUAACUAGUUAUAAUCAUCAGGAAGUUGUACAGCUUAUCCGUAGCGGACAAUAUGUGGCGCUGACUUUAAUUGGGCCCUCACCAGGCCAGCAUCCUCCGAUGCAGUCAGCCCGCCCAUUUCCAAGUUUGUCACGGGGCACGAGCUUCAUACUCGUUCAGGGUAGUCUGACCCCAAAUCAGACGCGAAGUACAACUGGCCAGAAAAAGGACGAUGCGCGGGACCGUAUCACAGGUCCUCAGCCAGUUGACGCCGACGUGAUGGCGCAAUGUAACAAUACCACUCUACAGACGAUACAGCGAAUGCUAAGCGAGAGCGUACGGCAGAGGCAGCAGCUACUGAAUAAGAUGAGUGAAGGCGGUGUUGGCGGAGAUAACAAUGAACGGCUGCGCACCGACCUGGAAAACGUUCAACGCACAAUUGAAAAGCUGGAAAAGCAAAUGCAACAAAUGCGGCGUUCCCAAGGAUCAAAAGCUGCGGCCACAACACCACCGCCCUGCAGUAGUAUGCCGUCUCGUGAAGCGACCCCUGACCUAGGAAAACAGCCUCCGCGACGCGCGAAAAGUAGUGGAACGCCAGGUAGAAGCAUGACAAGUUCUGCUUCGAUGGAAAACAUACCUAUUUCGCCAUCUCACUCUGGCAAUCCACACACACUUUCUCUUAGCACCCCUCCUGCAAGGGCUCAGCUGCUCGGUAAUCACCACAGACAGCGAUCGUCGCCCGACUCCCUAAUCUACAGGAGCCCCUGUGAGGAGGGAUCGACUAUGGGCCCGUGGACGCCGUGCUCGGGGGGCGUGACGUCUGCAGGCGUCACUGCGAGCACGGGACAAUUGAUCGUUCCGGACCUAGUAAAACCUCCUCUCGGGGAGCCAGCAGAUGUGGGGGGCACGCCGAAUGAGGCUUACGAAUAUGACACUGAUGAUAGCUCACCACUGCUGCAGUCAAAUACGAAGCCAAUGGCCAAUCGACCGCUGCCUCCCUUACCUCAAACCGGUAUCACUUGCUGCGAUCCAAAUGACGGUCGAGCGCCAUUUGAGCAUCAGGAUUCGACAGAAAGUGAUGCCGGCCUAAAUCUUUUCGCACCUGAUCAGAGUGGGUUUACGACGCUUGGUGAAGCUGGAGCUCUGCCUGGCCUAGGUGAAUCACUUCUUAAAGGCUGGAAAGUGCUGCGCCAACCAAUUGAAGUAGCCAUGUUUUUACACUACCUUCUGCAAAAUAACAUGAAUCCAGCGCCAUUUCUGUUUUACAUCAUCGUCGAACAGUACAAAAGUGGCAAACAGCACGACAUGUCCAAGUGGGCUUACGAGAUCACGUCAACAUUUCUUGCGCCGAACGCCCCGUUGUGCAUUGAUCCGACAUUAGAUGACGACGUUCUUCAAACGAUUGACACUUACAUGAGGCUGAUCGAUGAGGGUUCAACCGUCACGGAAACAGAACUGAGAGAAAUAUUCGUCCGCGCACGAAUGGCAGCCACCAUACACCUCAAGCCGCAGCUCGAGGAGUUUCAACGGGAUGUCGAGUCCAAAACCUGCGACUAUCAUCACGGCAUCACCGAGUGUGAUCAUGGAGAUACUAUCAAGGACUGGGAAACGAUAUUGUUGGCGCUUUGCAAGACAAAAUAUCCGCUGCAGGACCAAGUCGAUACUUUACCCAAUCAGACCGGCGCCAUGUUAUCAGCUAUAGCCACUGUACUCAAGCUGACUGUCGUUAAGACGGAGGCAGGGUUGAAGGUCCUGGAACAUAUUCCCACCUUUGUCUCAAAGGAGAAGACUCGUAAUAAGCUUAAUCUGUUUCCACCGCGCGCCAAAAAGCCUGUUGUCAUAGCGAUACUUGGCCAUAGCUUUCAGGGUCAACAUUAUAAUCGAGUGAUGCAUUGCAGCGUAUGCCAAGAUAUCUUGUGGGGCGUAGGCGAUCAGGGCCUUCAGUGCAGUAAUUGCGAUAUGAAUAUACAUAAGCAGUGCCACAAAAAUGUUGACGAGAACUGCGUAGGCGAAGGAACUCGCGGUAAAAAAGCGACUCGUCGGCCCACAACUGGAAGCUUGUUUCGCAAAGAUGAUAACGACUCGGCAACCGAACUUGACAAACUGUCUGGCAGCUCUGGAGGUUCACCGCUGUCCACGUCUCGAGCCCCUGUGGGACGCUCCGAAAGCUUCCGUCAAAGAAGGGAAAGCAGAAACACAUUACGAAAGCGCUCCGACCCGAACAUACCACGGUCGAAAUCAGAUGUCGAUGCCGACGACAAACCCCGUAUGGACAAGAUGGUGCACUCGGACAGUGACAUGGAUUGUGAUGAUGAACUACCUAAAUGGGAAGACCUUGUCGGUUUCGAGACAGUUCGACAGCUUAAACCCAAGGAAAAGAAGCGACAAGACGUACUGAAUGAAUUGUUUCACACAGAGCGCCUUCAUGUUCGAAAGUUGAAGAUUCUUUCUACAGUCUAUUACGAACCUCUCAUGAAACUCCUCGAUCAGAGUCUAUUAGGCAAACUUUUUCCAAAUCUUCAUGAGCUCAUUCAAAUUCAUUCUGAGCUGAACCAGAAGAUGAAGUUUAAAAGAAAGCAGGAACCAAUUGUCGGUAAUAUGGGCCCUAUAAUGCUUGAGUUCUUCACCGGAGAAGGUGGAUCAAGACUAGAACUGGCUAUUGCAACAUUUUGUAAAGAUCAAACAACAGCACUUGACGAACUUAAAGCCAAACAGAAGAAAGACCCAAAACUGCAACAAUUUUUGGCGGAGGCGUCCAUGAAAAAAGAAUGCGCAAAAUUACACCUCAAAGAGAUCAUUGCCACUACACAUCAAAGACUUACUAAGUAUCCCCUAUUGCUCGACCAAGUGUUAAGGUAUACACAACCGGGAGAAGAGUACGACCAAAUUAAUAUGGCCCGAGAGAGCUCAAAGAGAAUCCUCGCCAAAGUCAAUCGGACCAUAGGCGAAAUAGCCAACCAGAACCGAGUGCGUGAGGUCGAAAAGCAUUUAGAAGUUUGGCCACCAAAGGAAAAAAAUACCUACAGUGACGAGCGCUUUAAGGACGACAAGCGAACUGACGAGAGCGGCGGAAAAAAGAAAGAAAAGCAGCAGAAAAUAGAAGUCCAUCCACUAUUUUCUGAUCCGACGCUUUCGAAACACAAGCUUAUUCAUGAAGGCGUGCUGGAGUGGAAGCUAACUAAAUCGAAAUCAAUAGAAAUCACGGCUAUGCUGUUUGAUGACUUCCUGAUCCUCCUCCAAAAGCAGGACGACAAGUACCACUUACGCUAUCAUACGCGAGAACUAUCUGAGGAGACGUCCGCCUUUACUCCGCCAGUCAUUGACUUCCCGCGGCAAAAUUGGUCCAAAAUAAUCAAUAUUCGCGAUGUUGCGACUAAUAAAAUGGGAUUCUUUCUCGUUGAUAUCAGCACAUCAAACAUCUACGAAUUUGUGGCACAUUCGGUAAGCGACAAAAAUAAGUGGCUUGACAGGAUUGUGAAUCGGGAGCAAUAUCUCCAGGAGGAAACGGAACCACCACUAAUAUUUCCUUCAACGACUACUACCGCCACGGGAGAUGAAUCUAAAGAUACACGGAAACCCAUCAUUCGAAGCCAAGACGAAGACCGUGUCUAUCAGAUCCUCGAGGAAAAGCCCAUGCAGAAUUAUAGAGACGCAGUGAUGGAAGAACCGCCAGUGAGCCAACAACUGGAGACUGCGCAGCCUGUGAUCACGCUUCCAGCGCAAUUGCAGCGUAUUGAUAAUGAAAUCCAUCGACUUCUGGCUGAAAAGGCGGCCCUCAUUGCAGAGAUGAUGGGUUCACCUACAGAGCAGCUACUUCCAGAUAUCACUGAAGAGUCCGAAGCUGCGCGAGAUCCACUGGGCCUAAUCGCCGAUAUUUUCACGUGCACCCGUGAACUACAAGCCGUCAUUAACAAGGGGCUAAGUGCACCCGAACCCGGUCCGGGAGAGGCCGUUGCAGUCGACAAGUUGCUUUCAGCCAAGUGCCCUAAUAUGCCCUGCAUUCCAGUGAAUAACGUCCUUGAACCUUGUCAGCGUCUAUACGGCAAUUGUAUGGCACUCUCUCAAGGAAUAGGGCUCUUUGAUCGGAAAGCUCUCCUAGCUGGCACUAGGCCACAAACAAACUUCGAUCAAGUCGUGUCUGACCAACCAGAGCAGUUUGAAUCUUCAACGUUGUUAACGCAACACUUUAUUGGGAACAGCUAUGAAACUCAUGUCAGUCCCGACCAAAUUUAUGCUAACUUGAGUCCGAACAACAAUCCCACUGAAUCGGCUGAUGAUUCUAACAACAACGCUAACGCCGACAGUAGCAAUGAUCUACAACAACAACAAGUAGAAACCAUCGAUCCUGUGUCCUCUGAGUCAAUUAAUGAAGUGGAGUAAAUGACGAUGCAUAACACAACAAAAGAAGCAACAGCGCAAAAGUUCACAACAAUCCAUAAUUCGGACUUAAAUGUCACUUUUUCAGGACUGAUAAAGGGUUCUCUGGGUCAAGUGGGUUGUUCAGUACCCAACGUGACGGCCAACAGAGAUAGGUUAAAAACCUAGGCCGGAGAAACAGUUUGACAUUAGCGCGAUGACUUAAGUGGCGAUCAUGGGGAGGCAUCGACAAACAACCACAGGAUUUCCUGAACUAACGUCUGCGCUUUUUUAGCAGUCAACAGUCAUCUCGUGAAACCUUCAAAACUACCAGAGGCCAUCAGACAUAUCGGAACUCCCCAUUUUCACUCUGCAAUGAAUUGGUCUUUUUAACGACAUCCCAUGUCUGCAUAAAUAUGAUAUCGUAGACGACCCAUAUUUAUUAAUGAGUACAUAUCGCACAUGACUGCUAGCUAUUCGGCAAAUGAUGGGCUCGAAUCCCUUGGCAUAAUGAUAAGCAACAAUGAACCUGUCUUCAAAGUUCGAAUCAAGUAAACAGGGGCGACACAAAACGCUGCGCCGUAUAGGUAGAGUAGCCUUCAUCGAGCAGUGUAGUUAUAUAUGUAAGCUUGUUGUCAUUUAACUCCUGGAAAUAUAUUUUAACUUCGAUAGAAAUGGUGCGAUAACCUCACGUCCCUGGGCACAUAUAUUAGCAGUUCAGAUUACUUGAAAUCACUGUUGUGGUGGAACUGAACUGGAGAGUAACGGCAACGAGUGUCUACUGCUUUUAGCGCAUUUAGUCUGGUACCCUGCGGGGAUAAUGUAUUAAUAUCAAGCUAUCUAGUAACUGUCAACGUCUUAUCUCGGUGCCAAAGUGUUGCAAUGCUACCAUACCUGAUCGAAUGACGUGCCUCUUCCACACCUAAUAGCAGAAUGGAGUGGUUUUAGCCAACUGUUCUAUGCCCUAGAUGUGCCUUUAAACCUUGUCCAAUGUGCCUUCAAUGAGAAAGCUGGCAACACAGGUGUCAGGUUUUGUCUCGGACAAAACACUUUUUUGUCCACCUGCCUCACUUACCACGCUGCAACUAUGUCUUAUUAUGUGAAAGAGACCAUAGUUCACAUAAGUACACAGACUUAGGUCUCUUUUUUGUAGGUUAGGAACCGGACAAGCCAGAGUCAUCUGGCCGCUUUGUAGACAGAUUCUCGUUUUGUGAUUUUCUAAUUGUUCUUUUGUUGGCAGGACCCCUCCGUCUUCAUACUCCGUUUACUAGUACUAGCUGCUGUGAAUCAACUAAACUAUAAUAUUUCGAGGCGCCUACGUGACAGUCAGUGGGUGCUACCUGUUGUUACAUAUAAAUAAUAUUAACAUUAAAUUUUUUAUUACAUAGUGGUCAUGUAAAAUAUUUUCACACGGGGUGUGCCCUUCAAUCUAUAUAAAUAUAUAUAGAUACAGAAGUUAUUAUUGAAUAGGAAGAAACACGUAGUGAGGGACGUGCGGGUGCGGGUGACGUUACAUGCCUAAGCUGGGUCCAGUUUUAGGUAGACACUGAACGGUUCUUCUUUAUUACACCAAUCAUUUAGAACUAUUUUGAUGAUUGGACGACAUAUUCGCCACUUGCGACAAAAGAUGAAAAAAGAGGCGAGAAGGAGACGACGACGGUGGCGGCUAUCCUUCAAUCUGAACUGACCGCCUGACCAUAUUCUAUUCGUUGUACAACUCUGACGAAUGACAACGAUGGUUAUGAGAAUGUUGAUGAGAAGUCUUCUAUGUGCACACAAAUCACGUUUAUUCAUUAUGACCAGCAAGGGAUUAUCGGAAAACCCUACGGUAUUUAUUUGUAUCGUGGAUAUAUAUGUAUAUGUACGUAUGUCUGUGCUGGGCAACUUUACUUGGACAAAAAAUAUAACGACGUGCUUUUAGCAUUCAAACCGAAAGGGUAAAACCGCAGAUGCAGUUCUAACCUAAAGAGUAUCUUCAUAACGAAGCAGGAGGCGGUGGGCGGACUAGACCGAAGGAAAGAGAAGCAACGGUGCGAAAGCCGACAGACCAAAGUGGCCGAAGGGGCGUAAUUCUUUCAGAAUAGUCGAAUCGAAUGGGAAAAGAAAAGCAUAUAGGGCAGCGAACCAAGUUGAGGCACUGCUGUAGCAAUUGGGAGUAUUUUAAGCACUUCGAAGCAAAUACAUUUUUCUAUUUAUUUUUUAUCUAUAUAUAUGUUCUAUCUAUAUAUGUUUUACGACAAAAACCGCUAAGAGAUGCACUGAUUGCGGAUCGUAGAUGCGAUGUAAGAAGGAAGUCUAGUGAAACCCACGUUGAAUCAUCGGUCAAUUACGGGAAUCGCGGAAAGAAGCGAGAGAAGACACGUCGAAAACGGAAGCUGGACGAAGCGCCCUCUCCACUGGUCCUCCCUCCCUCCCUCUCGCGUUAUGGCUGUCGCACACUCUAACCGAUCGAUGACGAUGUUGUGCACGCCUCGUGGUUUCAUCAUCGCCACCACUACCGUUAGGACUUCUAUAGCUAUUACAAUUAUUACUGAUAUUAUAUUGUUGCUACUCUGUAAACUGUUAACAAAAAUUGACCGAAGUGCAAAAUACCUGGACCAGAAGGACGAACGAUUUUGUUUGCAAGUUAACGAGAGACAAUCAUGUCUCAGAAUAGGAAUUAAAGCCUUAAACUAAGCGAGUGGAGCGUCAACGACACUCAAUGGCUAUAUUACGAUAUCUUUUAUAUAUUAUGAAACAAAUGAACGAUGAAAUUGUUAGAUAGCAUCGUCGUGUAUAAAGUUCAUAUUUAAAAAAAGAAAAACAAUAGAGUGACGAUUAUGGGGAUACUGAUCAUGACCAUAUCUAUAAAAAAGAAACAGAACUGUCUGAUAUUUGAUAAUUGCUGAAUGCUAUUAUUAUUAAUAUUAUUUACAACGAAGACGCGAAGGGUGACUGUAAUUAGCAAAAUAGGUAGCACUCCUCAGUGGUCGAAGACGGGAAAUGCGGUACGCGAAGGCAGUUCAAUGGAAUAACAAGAACAUGAUGUAGAAGGUAUUGUCAUUUAGAAGGAUGUAAGGGUGAUAGGCCUCAAUAGGCCCGAUGGAGGCGGUAUCGAUAACAACGACCAUAUCAAUAGAAAAUAAAACAGGAUGUUCAAGAAGGGAUUCAUUACGGAAUCGUUUUUGCUCUAAUAGUAAAUUAUGAUUAUGAAGUGGUAACAAUUGACAAAACCAGGGAACACGGCGAAGGAUCAGGAGCAGAAUUCAGUGGUAGUAAGUAAAAUUAAGCUGGAAAACGAGGCAACCGACUGGCAAAGUAGAAUGCGAAAAACACAAAAUAGUAAAUAUAUCAGAACUUUAAUACUAUUCGUAGGGUAUUCGAAGAUCAGUAUAAAGGUAACUGAGCAAUGAUUCGAUGGGCUUAAAAGGGAAAAAACAAUUUAGGAGCAUUUAUUACUUGGACGAAUAGUAGUCCGGUAAAAAGCAGCCUUCCGCUGUGUCGAGGUGACGCUCUAAUGUACUGUCGUAGGCAUGGUCGAUUUUUUGGCGGGAUGCUGCUGAAUAACUUCGUAUUCGUUCAAGUUGAACAGAUGAAGGCCGGUCGUAUGUGUGCCUUUAUCCAGAUUAUUCUUACUGAAAUUGUUUUUAUCAUAUCUAUAAAAAACGACAAUAACUACAAGAUAAAAAUUAUAUAU